Lingula anatina is the source of this 934-nucleotide messenger RNA. RefSeq lists its product as uncharacterized. Lineage: Eukaryota; Metazoa; Brachiopoda; Lingulata; Lingulida; Lingulidae. The record is from RefSeq and is a predicted model, not a curated record.
AAAUAGGGCUGCAAUAGGAAACAUGACGGGAAACACAAACAGUGGAAACAUUAGCGCAGUUCUCUCUGAACUGAACACCAGCCACAGUGGCCCAGAUGAUGGCCCAAGGUACACAAAGGAGGCACUGGGUACCAAGGAUGGAUAUCGGACCGGCCAUUAUAGCGCCGCCACAGAAAAUGAGUACACGGUUCCGAGAAAACUGCCUCCCAUAAUUAACAGAAGUGUAGAUGACGUUGGUGCAGCCAAGACAGGACAGGCUACAUCAGUGAAGAAGAGGACACUGGUAGUUGUUACCGUGACCUUGACGCUGAUUGCCCUUGGAAUCCUAGGAGCUUUCCUGGCCAGGGAAUUCACAGCUUCCAGAGCAAUUGAUGUAAACACGAACACAACAGAGCGCCCCGAAAAAUUCAAGGGAAGCUCACCCUCAACAACGAUGUAUUUCAUAACGGCACAUUCAACACUGAGAACAAAAACUCAAAGCACUACCACCGGUGACGUAACGAAACGAAUAAAUUCCGCCUGCACACAUAACGGUACGAUGGCCUGGGUGAUGACAAACGUGUACUUCAACGAUGGCACGUUUCUCUCAGCGGAAUUGAAACACAGCCUGGACGACUGCGUUGUGAAAUGCCGAAAUGACAAGGCAUGCAAGGGCGGCACGUACCACUCGCCGUCUUAUAGUUGUUACAUACUGGAUGAAGUAAGACAGACAGGUUACAGCGUUGGCUGGAGUGCCUUCGUGAUGGCGCCGGAAUGUGGCUGUGAAAUGAUGGAGUUCCAAAAUUUAUCCCUGUUCCGUAUUUAUGAAUUCAUUACAGAGGUAUCGUACGUGUCGUACUUCGCCGAGACAGCACAGAAUUGCUCUCAAUCAUGCAGAGUGUCUGCUACCUGCGAAAUGGCCGACUUUUACCCCCCAGGAAAGGUGAACGUGUAA